Ustilago hordei is the source of this 873-nucleotide messenger RNA. RefSeq lists its product as uncharacterized. Bases 1 to 873 code for a protein of 290 amino acids. The record is from RefSeq and is a predicted model, not a curated record. The transcript has a single exon. Lineage: Eukaryota; Fungi; Basidiomycota; Ustilaginomycetes; Ustilaginales; Ustilaginaceae.
AUGCUGUCCGCAACAAGAUCCGCCGAGCCACCAUUCAUUCUCGAAGAAGCGGGAGACAACGAUCUACUCACCAACACCCACGCAGAUGCAUUUGUCGGUUUGCUUGACGAGCCUGUUCAAGCACGACUCAAAGUCUUCGGUUACAUCCUUGCUAGUGACGAAAAGAGGACCGACGCACUCAUCUCAUCCAGUUCAAAGGUUCCUGAACCACUCUAUCCGCUUUGUCUGGUACUCCGCUACCUGAUCCUCAAGGAACAGCACCGGCUGGGAGAGUCAAGUCGUCGCUUCAAUUGGUCGCUGAAACAAGUCCAUGCAGCGGUCGCAGCCGGUCAUCUCGCUUACACGAUCCACGAAGCUCUCAAGUCCGACACAGCGGUCACCUCGCUACCCUCCAGCCUAUCCUAUCCGAACCCCUUGACAAUAGAGCCAACAACACGAGACAUCCAUCUACAGACCAGCAUACAGCUCACCCUCCAUUCCGCCUAUCAGCUCGCCCAGUCCCUCCUGCUCUGCCCUGAGCCUUUCAGUGCUCCACCAAGCGCCCUCGUCCUCGGCUCACUCUUUCACAGGAUUUCACAGUCGACGGAUGAAGCAACACGAGACUCGAUCUCUGCCGCCUCUUCGGCAUUAGAAAACGCUAUGCUCGAUUGGAUUCUACACGACACAGAACAGCAUCUUGCCAUCGACGUAGAGGCACUGAGGAAAGCAAAGCGAGACCGAAAGAAGGAAGAGAAGAAGCAACAUACUGCCGCAACCGAAGCAGAGAAGAAGCAGAGAGCCGCAGCUGCAAAGCAAAAUGCUUCACGGUCUGCGUUCGCACUUCUUCAACUCGACAAUGGAGACGGUAAAGAGGAUAGCGAAAAUGAGGAGUAA